AGAUCUCUACAUUCGUUUAAUCUCCAGAAUGAACAUUGUCGCAAUUUUGGCGGUGUGCCUAGCAACAUAUGUUGGAGAAGCUGCAUCCCAUGCAGAUAGCGAAUGCAGGUUGCCUGUUACAAACAAAAUCAAUUUUGCACAGCUUCGAGGAAUGAACUGGUACACUACGUUACGUAAUAUAUAUAGCGGGACCAGAAAGGGGUGUCUGUGUUGUUAUUUCUGAUGUAGAAGAAACGAACAGAGGAUUGGAUAUUUAUUUUAAAAUGUUCAAAAAUUCUGAAAUUGUGAAUAAUUUCACAAUACAUAACAAGCUUCAACCCUCAGGAAGAUACAUCUGGGAACCAACAUCGGACACUGAAAAAGACCCAUUCUCACCUAUCGGUGAAGAGACUGAAAGGAAAAAGGAAAGAAACCAUAUAAAGUGGCUUUCCGACUACACGAAACAGCAUACCUAUCUGACUGAUUACAAAACAUACCUAUUUGAACUUGAGUGUGAUUUUGAAGGUAAACAGAACGCUUGGAUUCAUACUUCAACUCAAUAUCCCACAGCUGAUGACAUCAUUCGUAUUCAUAACCGUUUGUUGGAUAUCGGAUUCAGAUGGAGUGAUAUUUAUUUAGAGUCUUCGGUUUGCACUGUAAUGCAGCCAAUUGACUUCAACUCCGAAUAAUACUACGGAAAAUUAUAUAAAUAUAUAUAUAUGCAUAUGAAAUUUAUAUUCGGCACACAUCUAAAUACAUACGUAGUCUUAUAUAUUAAGGCAAAUAUCAGUGUUAUCGCAUUAAAAAAUUUACCCAAGAUAUUUUUGUUGCACUUUUUACCUCGGGAUAUCACAUGGUGAAUAGAGGAUCAGGGCAUUGUCACUCUAACUGCGUCCUGAAAAGUACAGUAAAGUAGUAAACGCUUUUGCAUUUACUUGAGAAUCAUACAUUGAGUUUGUAUAGCAUAAUAAUUCACAGCAUCACUGAAUCUUCGAUUAAUAUGCAAGAACAAAACGCAUGAUGAAGUUUGUUUAGUGUCAGUUAAAAAACACAUCGAUCUGAUGCCCGUGUAAAUUUAAUACUGUGUUGUACUCUUGAACAAUUUUUUGUCUCAAAUAUAAACAUAGUAUGCAUGAAAAAACUCUAAAUUGUAAUUCUAAUGAACGAGAUUACAUUUUUUUAUUCGAUUUUGAUGUUGAUAAUUGUCUUCAUUAUUAUGAUUUGAAAAGUAACAUUUUUAUUCUUAAAUCUGAUUACACCGCGAGUCCGAAUAGCACCAAAAGCAUUCGUUUUAUUUUUAUCCAAUAUUACUAGGGCUUUUAUACAUAAGUGCAAACAUUAAGACUCGGCAUAUGUGUUCUUGAAAUAUAUAUGUCACAACAAUGAAGUGACGUAUUUCACAACGUACUUCCGUGCGUGCCAGGUAGCUCUUGAUGCGUUCUGGAACGAAGAUUCAUUGAUUAUCAAAUUUGAAUUCGCGUAGAACAGAGUUCACUUCUCAUGUUCCACUAUAUAUAAAGUUUUCACGGGAUUGAUUAUGUAGGUAGGUAGGUAUAAUCUUUUCCACGCAGUUCAGAUGGGAAUGCGCGAAUGUAUCUAAGAAUCGCUAAUAUUGGUUUGUAAUGCGAUGAAAUCCCAUCUUGGCAUUUCUGCCUCUCGCAAUUGCUGUGUAUAUUUUUCGGAGAAGUCCUGUGGCGUGGUUAUCAAAUAAAGAAAACAUGGGAGUAUUUUUCUACUUCUCUACUACUCUCAAACCUUGACAUUUCGUGAAAACUUUUUUUCAUUCAAU
Molecule: messenger RNA, 1768 nt
Organism: Styela clava
Lineage: Eukaryota; Metazoa; Chordata; Ascidiacea; Stolidobranchia; Styelidae
Source: RefSeq, a predicted model, not a curated record